AAACAAAUGCGGACAUUUUGGACAACCCGUUUUUGGUAUCAAAUGAUAAUGAUGAAAGAGCGGGUGAUGAAAUCGUCGAAAGUGAAGUUGAGAAAGAGAAUUCUACACGGACUCGAGUGAAACAUAAAGAAAAUACUAAAGUGUGGGAUAAUGACGAUUUCGUUGCCAAUGCAAGCAAAACGGAAUCAGAAGAAGCGGAUAUACCGGACAAUCCUGUCAAUGACUUCGAAAAUGAUGAUGUUGUUGAUGAUGAACUCACCAAUGAGGAGUCUAAUGGACGUUCGGAAUUUACAGCAUUGGAUCGCGCCCGAUUUUCGAAACAGUAUGAUAUCCAUCCUACUAAUUAUGUCUUCCUGAAAUCAAGACGGGUAAUUACUACAUUCCGCUUGAGACCUUUAACAUCCAACUAUUUAUAUGUACAGAUACAAAUCGAUGAUCACAGAGAAAAAGUGGAGGCUAAGGAAGAUCACAUUAACAUUGAUUUAUCAGCCUGGUGCAUUCUAUCAUUUUUUGACAUUGAGGAUAAAUUUACGCGAUCGGCUUUUACACAAGAAAAGCUAGAAGAAAUUUGUACAACGAAUUUGAGUGACUUGCCAGAUUUGGAACCGGAACUGAUAAGCUUUAUUAGCACAUUCGCAAAAACAUCAACACACGAAAUUCGUGAAGAACUUAACCGUCCACACGUUGAUCUUGGAAAGAAGUACGAUCCAAGCAUUCGGAUUAUGUUAAGGCUACUGUGGGCGAUUGGGUCAGGCUCAUUGAAAAGACCCCCAAUCCAUUGGCCAGAAGGUUGGUACCGUUUCAAUGUUUGGCGAGCAGUAGACAAUGUUUUCGGCGAUAUUCCACACGUUUUUGUAGUUGGGCUCAGCAAUGAGACUCGAAUGAAGCGGAAAAUAAUUGGCAAAAAGGGAGAUGUGUUUGUUAGAUCUGUAGGUCCACAGGUGAUGGACUGGGCGGUAUCAGAGUCUGGGUAUCGCUGGGAAGGGGCGAGUGGAGUGGCACGAAAUUUAUCAGAAUCAGGAUUUAGUCUUCCGCGACAAUUAAAAGACAUAUUUGAUCGCUGGCAAGAAGAAUAA
Molecule: messenger RNA, 1076 nt
Organism: Funneliformis geosporum
Lineage: Eukaryota; Fungi; Glomeromycota; Glomeromycetes; Glomerales; Glomeraceae
Source: the annotation of a GenBank genome assembly